CAACGACUCCGGAAGUCGAUGGCUUUGAGGGAAUCUUAUCGAUUAUGAGUCGGCUGCAAUUGAGCCGGCAGAGAGAAAAGGGAACCUUCUCCCGCCUUUCUCCUUUUUGCGCGCUUGGGCCGAAGUUCCGGGCGAAAACUCAACACAGGAACCUUUAAUAUGGAGCAGAAUUCUGAACAAAAGAAGGAUGCCUCUUUUUCUGGUUGCCUGAAUUUUCCAAGUUCUCCAGCAAGGUUGCAGCCUAGAAGACACUCAGCCAUUUGGACAAACAAAGAACUAGUCAGCUCUUCAGAUCAACCCAUAACCAACUUAAAUGUUAUUCAAACAGAAUAUGCUAAGACUUUGCAUUUAAAGAAUAUUGCUGUGCCUGACAAUGAUGAAAGGAUAAGUACUUCUACUGAAAAACAAGAAGGAAAAGUCAACUCUGUGACUGCUAACCUAGAUAAAGAAAAGAAUAUUGCAUUCCUUUUAAAUGAAUUGGAUGUUCUUAGGGCAAACAAUAAGAAGCUUCAGGAUCAGCUGUCUGAAAAAGACAAGGAAUUGAAGAGACUAAAGCUGGACUUAGAGCUACAAGAGAGUGUAGCAGAAGCCAAGAUUGCAGAAAAGGCUGCAGGUACUGUAGCUCUGGUAGAAGAAAUCCAUUCCACACAACACGACCAUGAUGAAGCCAUCAUGGCUAGACUGAAGUUGGCCAGUGAGGAGAGAAAUGAUGUAUGUAAACAAGUAAGGCUACUGGAACAACCUCUCGAAACGCUAGAAAAUAUUAACCCUGAAGAAAAUGACAUGACAUUACAGGAAUUACUGAACAGAAUAAACAAUGCAGACACCGGUAUGGCGAUAAGGAGGACAGGAGCUAUAAUUGUCGAUCGCAUAUACAGGACCCAGAAACAGAAAAAGAAAAUAACAGCUGAAGAAAUUAAUGCAUUGAUAGAAGAGCGAGAUGCUGUACUGGCUCAAUGCAAACGGCUGGAGCAGGAGCUUCAUCAUAUGAAAGAGCAGAACCAGACUUCUGCAAACAACCCUAGACAUCUGACUGCUAAAAACAAUCAAGAACGUGCUCUGAAGGAAAAAAUGCUUGCUAUGCAACAAGAGAGAGAAGCUGCUAUUCAUCAAUUUAAAAGUCUAGAAGAAGAACUGCAGACUCUUCGUAUUUAUUACAGUUUGCAUCAAGCUCUAUCCCAAGAAGCAAAUCUUAAGGAUCAGUUCAACUCCGCACUUGUAACAUAUGAAAAAGCUCUGAAAAAUAAAGAUGAUAUUGUCUCCAUGCUUUUUCUUCAAAAUGAGGAGCUGGUGACUCAACUCCAGCAAAUGGCAGCAGAGAAAACAAGCAUAGAAUUAAAAUUUCAGCAAACUUCAGAUGCUUUGCAAGAUACCACUGAAAAACUUCAAAAAUUGCAAAGACUGGUGGACGUCCUAAGGAAGAAGAUUGGAGCAGGGUCCAUUAGGAUGGUGAUCUGAUAGAAAGCACCAGUCUAAGGAAGCAUUCACAUCUGGAGACCAGGCUGCUUCAUUCAGUGCUAUGUAAACAUUAAAGCUUUAACUUAGCAAACAGUUGUUAGAAGUGGGACACUCCAACGACAUUCCAAGCCGAGAUAAAAUCAAAUCAUAAAUGUUUAACCACU
Pantherophis guttatus is the source of this 1622-nucleotide messenger RNA. RefSeq names its product mirror-image polydactyly 1 (gene MIPOL1). NCBI's taxonomy places the organism in Eukaryota, Metazoa, Chordata, Lepidosauria, Squamata, Colubridae. The record is from RefSeq and is a predicted model, not a curated record.